Daphnia magna is the source of this 1137-nucleotide messenger RNA. RefSeq names its product lys-63-specific deubiquitinase BRCC36-like. The transcript is spliced from 7 exons. Bases 112 to 981 code for a protein of 289 amino acids. The record is from RefSeq and is a predicted model, not a curated record. NCBI's taxonomy places the organism in Eukaryota, Metazoa, Arthropoda, Branchiopoda, Diplostraca, Daphniidae. Gene Ontology annotation, cellular component: BRCA1-A complex; BRISC complex. Gene Ontology annotation, molecular function: metallopeptidase activity; polyubiquitin modification-dependent protein binding. Gene Ontology annotation, biological process: double-strand break repair.
UCCUGUCCGCAGUCCGCGUCCGCAUUUUAUCAUGGCCCGCCAGUGACACCUAAAUACAAAAAAACAAACAAAAAAAACGUGUUUUCAACUAGAGAACAGGAGAUAGUCAAAAUGCCAAUUAAAGAAGUUUUUGUAGAAACAGAUGUGUACCUUACUUGUUUAAGUCAUGCCCUAUCCACAGAGAAAGAAGAGGUUAUGGGACUGCUGUUAGGUCACGUAGAUCAACGUCUCGAUUUAUCAGUUCAAGCGGGUGGUUCGUAUGGACAAUCAUUUAUUGAAAAUGUAAUCAUUCUUCAAAGAAGUGUCCGUCAAGCUGAUCGAGUUGAAAUAUCUCCCUUGCAAUUGUCUGCAGCUGCUCAAGAAGCUGAAAAACUAUCAAUUGAGCUUGGUAAACCAAUUAGGGUACUUGGAUGGUACCACUCACAUCCACAUAUUACUGUUCAGCCAUCACAUGUUGAUAUGCAAACACAGUCCAAUUACCAAGCCAUGGAUCCUGACUUUGUAGGAUUAAUAUUAUCAGUUUUUCAACAAGAAAAUAAUGAAAAGUUUGCCAAUUCUUCACUGAUUUGCUUCCAAGCAGUAAAUAUUGACGGUGUUUUGAGAAGUCGAGAAAUUGUGCUGAGUAUUUCUCCCCCGGAAUCUGCCGCAGGGCGUGAAAUCAAAACAUUAGCAAAAAUUCCAUUAAUUUUGUUAAGUGAAGAGAGAGAACAUGUGGAUAAAUGCUCCUCUAGUGACUUGGUUUCUAAAGUACAGAACAAAGCAGGUAUGUAUGCAGUUCAGCAGCUUAGUUGUUAUAAAGGUAUUCAAUUAAUUUCAUCAAUUUCAAAUAUUAUAGUAUUUACGCAAGCAAUUUGUCAACUACUUCAAUGUUGCGAAAUGCCCUGCGUCAGUGCAGUUCUCGCUUAUGAACAAUCUUUGUUAAACAAUUUAUAUCGUUUACAGUUAGUAAAGCAAAGUUUUGAUAAUCUAACUAAAUGUUAGUGAUGCUAUCAAUGAUUACGGAGAAUAUCGAUGGUUCAAAAUAACCACUAAGGUUGCUUGCAGGCGAUGAAGAUCGAUAAUUGGAACAUAUAUCUUGUUUAUAGUAAAAGCCCACUGUAUUGUCAAUAACCCAAUUAAAACAGAAGCACAAACUAA